Bursaphelenchus okinawaensis is the source of this 1097-nucleotide messenger RNA. The record is from the annotation of a GenBank genome assembly. Lineage: Eukaryota; Metazoa; Nematoda; Chromadorea; Rhabditida; Aphelenchoididae.
AUGUUAACCUUAAUAUCAAUCGCCCUGUUCAGCCUCGUCAAUUGUGAGAUCUACAACUCGGGCCAUAGUUGCUACCAGAUAUGUUUGAACUACUCCAUGGCUAUUGGAAAACUGACCCACGAAUGGUGUAGUGAAUAUGCUAGUGACGACCUUUGUGUGAGUUCUUUGGUUUUGGAUUGGUUUUUGAAAGAUUAGACGUGAAUUUUUAGGUAAUAUAGGUUCUGUGCUUAAAUAAGCUUUAGUUUUAAUAUCGACUACUAUUAGUUUACUGUAACAGAAUUUAUUAGCAGCAAAGUUUUUGGGAUCACUUCCCACAAUAUGGUUUUAAUGGAAGACUGAUGAUUUUACAAAUAGAAAAACAGUUAAAAGUCAGACAAAGACUAUUUGGACAAUUUUCUUUGUCUUCAAUCUUACGAAAAUAUGUUGAUUUGUUAACUUGUUUUUAAUCGCUUUUGCGACAGGUUCUAAAAUGUUCGGAUUUGUUAAUAAUAGCUGCCAAAACUAAAACUUGUAAGAAGGUCUAAUAAAAAAUGGCAAAAACUCCCAAUUUAACAUAAAGUUCACAUAUUAACCUUGAUUUUUGUAAAAUACGACACCGAAAUAAAAAACAAAUUUUUAGAAAACAGCAGAAUGUUGGAGUAUGUGUCGAGACCUAAUAGAGCCAGAAAACUCUAUAGAUUUCUACUCGUUUCAAUCUGAUAAUACCACCGAACUUGUUGAAGUUGAGGAAGAAGAUGAAGAUGAACUACAAGUCAUAAAAGCUGACGAACAUAACAACAGAUUAUCGUGUACGUUUAUAUCCUUAACAUAAAAACCAUAUUUGAUCUUUUGAUAAACAUAAACUAGCCCUAUACUAGCCAAAUAACCUUGGCUGAUCUACUACAACAUGUUUUUAAAAACAAUUUAUUUUAACCCCGCCCAAAAAUAAAAACAAAAUUAAACGUAUCCAAUAUCUAAAUUUAGUAUUUGAAGUAAACUCACGUACCCUCUACAUUGUUCUCGCCUUCUUGGCCGUUCAACUAAACGUUCUUGUUCUGCUCAUCGCUUGCGGCGUCCGACGAUGUUCUCCUGAAGGAAUUGGAGUCGAAAUUAUAUGA